GUGGCGGAGGGGGCCGCGCAGGAGGCGCAAAACGCCAAGGCGCCAGGCGUCCUCUCCUCCUCCUCUCCGUCCUCCCCCUCCCGCUCCUGGGGCCAUGGCUGCCCGUUAAUGGCGGAGGCAGAGCCCGCUCGGACGGCGACGGCAAUGCUGCCCAGGAGGGCCGACCUGGAGCCGCGGCGGCUUGGAGGCAGGGAGCCGCGGCCGCUGCUUUAGGAGGACGAAGAGGGAGGCAGGCGGGCAAGGAAGGAAGAAGGGCGGGAGGGAGGGAGGCGGGGAACCAAGGAGGCGGCUGCAGCCCCCUCCUCCGCCGCCUCCUCCUCCUCCUCGGCUGGGGCGGAGGCCAGUCUGCUACAUAUUCAAUGAUCAGAAACAGAAUGGCUGCGAAGGAGAAGUUGGAAGCAAUGUUAAAUGUGGCCUUGCGGGUCCCGAGCAUCAUGCUUUUGGACGUCUUGUACAGAUGGGAUGUCAGUUCCUUCUUCCAGCAGAUCCAGAGAAGUAGCCUGAACAACAAUCCCCUCUUCCAAUACAAGUACCUGGCUCUUAAUAUGCAUUAUGUGGGUUACAUCUUAAGUGUUGUACUCUUAACCUUACCAAGACAGCACCUAGUUCAACUCUACCUGUAUUUUCUAACUGCCCUGUUGCUGUAUGCUGGACAUCAGAUCUCAAGGGAUUAUGUAAAGAGUGAACUGGAGUCUGGAUAUGAAGGGCCAAUGUAUCUAGAACCGCUUUCCAUGAAUCGUUUCAUGACAGCCUUAAUUGGUCAGCUUGUGGUGUGCACCCUUUGCUCCUGUGUCAUGAAAACCAAACAGAUCUGGCUCUUCUCUGCUCACAUGCUCCCUCUUCUGGCACGACUCUGCCUGGUCCCUCUGGAAACAAUCGUGAUCAUCAACAAAUUUGCGAUGAUUUUCACUGGCUUGGAAGUUCUUUAUUUUCUGGCGUCUAAUCUUCUGGUACCGUACAAUCUGGCAAAGUCUGCAUACAGAGAACUUGUCCAGGUGGUUGAAGUUUAUGGCCUCCUGGCCUUAGGGAUGUCUUUGUGGAACCAGCUGGUAGUCCCUGUCCUCUUCAUGGUCUUUUGGCUUGUGUUAUUUGCUCUUCAAAUCUACUCUUACUUCAGCACACGAGAUCAGCCUGCAUCUAGGGAGAGGCUGCUCUUUCUAUUUCUGACAAGUAUUGCAGAGUGCUGCAGCACGCCCUAUUCUCUUCUGGGGUUGGUGUUUACAGUGUCCUUUGUGGCACUUGGAGUUCUAACCCUCUGCAAGUUUUACCUGCAAGGCUACCGAGCGUUCAUGAAUGACCCAGCUAUGAACAGAGGGAUGACAGAAGGAAUCACGCUUCUAAUCCUGGCGGUGCAAACUGGAUUGAUUGAGCUCCAAGUUGUCCAUCGGGCCUUCUUGCUCAGUAUUAUCCUCUUCAUUGUGGUUGCAUCCAUCCUUCAGUCCAUGCUUGAGAUUGCAGAUCCCAUUGUCCUAGCACUGGGAGCUUCAAGAGACAAGAGCCUCUGGAAACAUUUCCGUGCUGUGAGCUUGUGCUUGUUCCUACUGGUUUUCCCAGCAUACAUGGCCUACAUGAUAUGUCAGUUUUUCCACAUGGAUUUCUGGUUGCUGAUCAUUAUUUCCAGCAGUAUUCUCACUUCUCUCCAGGUACUUGGAACACUCUUCAUUUACGUCUUGUUUAUGGUUGAGGAAUUCAGAAAAGAGCCAGUAGAAAACAUGGAUGAUGUCAUUUACUACGUCAAUGGCACCUAUCGACUGCUAGAGUUCCUUGUUGCUCUCUGUGUUGUGGCUUAUGGUGUAUCAGAAACCAUCUUUGGAGAGUGGACGGUGAUGGGCUCCAUGAUCAUCUUCAUUCACUCCUACUACAAUGUGUGGCUCCGUGCGCAGCUGGGGUGGAAAAGCUUUCUCCUCCGCAGAGAUGCUGUGAAUAAAAUCAAAUCACUGCCCACUGCUACCAAAGACCAGUUGGAACAACACAAUGAUAUCUGUGCCAUCUGCUACCAGGACAUGAAGUCUGCUAUCAUCACUCCUUGUGGCCAUUUCUUUCAUGCGGGCUGCCUUAAGAAAUGGCUGUAUGUGCAAGAAACCUGUCCCCUAUGCCACUGCCAACUUAAAAACCCUACUCAGCUCAUGGGCCAAGGACCAGAGCAGCCCUUGCCACAACCAAAUCCUGGAGCGGAGCAAAAUACUGUUCAGCAAGAAGCUACAGGGCCCCCUGGUGUUGAGCGCCAGGAGGGGCCAAGUGGUGGACCUAUUGACCAGGGACAAGCUGUCAAAGAGCUGGGUCUCCUACAAGACUCUGCUGAUGCCAAGGAUGCCUCGGUCAGUCUGAGCAACGCAUCUUCUAGUGAAGCCAGCCAGAAGGAGAUGACCGCAGAAGGAGUGGCCAAAGAAGAGGCAGAGGUUUUAACGCGGGACACGGGGGGCUGUAUCCAGAACUGAAGUAGCAGAGACUGGUGCAAGAAUAAGCACUCCAGAGCCACUCCGUUCGGUGGACAGAAUCCGACCCUUUUUAUUGUAAUAAGCAAGUUUAACUCUCAGAAUGCUGGCCAAAAUGUAUUCAUAAGAUCCCAUGCUGAUUUCUGUGAGCUGCUUGGUUUACAGGGCUGCCAGUGCAUUCCACUGGAAACUAACUUUUAGAAUCUGUCGUCAUGUUGCAAAUGGGCAGAAGCUGGAAAGGAGAACUGAGUAUUUUGGGAAUUGAAAAGUAGGGAGGGCAGAAACAUGAGGAAGUAGGGGGAGGAAAGAAGACAGGUGAAACGAAAGUCAGUGUUUCUGAUGAAGGGAGAAUAAAACGAAGGACAAACCAGGGAUUUGUAUCCCUGGCCUUGUUUUUCAGCAAUGGAUGGAGUCAAGUACGUUGGCAAAACUCUUGUAGAGGCCAGAAGUUUUGAAAAUGGAAAUGUAUCAAGGAUUGUGUUGGAACAGGGCAGCACUCAGUAUGUCAGAUGUAGUGCUUUGGGCAUGUUGGGUAGGGCAUUUGCAUUCAUGUAAUCUAUAGCAAUUCUUGACUUUUUCUGAUGGAGUCUUCAACACUUUAAUGUUUAGGAAUCUUUUUGUUACUCAAUAUUCUGGACAGUGUAGGCUGUGUGAAGUCAACUAAAGCUCCAGUGAACUCAGUCUAUGCUUCACUAUUGAGUGCAGAUGAGACGUGGGAGGAGUUUUAGAUCAUGACUGAAGCCACUUGGUGCUGUUCAGAUCUGUGUAGUGUUUAAUUUCUUGCAGCUGAAUUAAAGCAGUAUUAAUCUCUUGGCAAUAUUUGCACCUUUGGGAAUGAGUACAUAAAUUGUAUGAUCAAAUGCCGCAAAUGCCACUUCAGAGGCUGUUACUAGGAUUUGCACCUUUUUCUCCUAUGACAACAAUGUGUGUGUAUUCAAAUUUUUACAUUUAUCAUGGCUUUCAGGUAGAAAUAGGGGCUGGGGGUGGGAUGGGAGCUGGCAAUUUUUUAAUGUGAAUUUUGAUAUGAAAAGGAACUAGUCGUUUAUUUAUACACUAGGCUUGGCGCUUAAAAGUGUUUUUCCUCCCUCCCCUUUAAGAAUUGUUGUUCCGACUGUGUAAUGUGGAUAUUAUUUUAUUUUUUAGUAGUGGGUAUGGAUGUAGAUUGACAGACAUAGCUGAAUGUCUCAAUAAACUCCAUUUGAAGAUUUUGUA
Messenger RNA from Anolis sagrei ordinatus, 3647 nucleotides. RefSeq names its product ring finger protein 145 (gene RNF145). The record is from RefSeq and is a predicted model, not a curated record. Gene Ontology annotation, cellular component: endoplasmic reticulum; endomembrane system. NCBI's taxonomy places the organism in Eukaryota, Metazoa, Chordata, Lepidosauria, Squamata, Anolidae. Gene Ontology annotation, molecular function: zinc ion binding.